AUGAAGAUGGGAAAGCAGACAGGCUCGUUCAAAGCUCCUUCUCCUCUAUUUGCUGUCUUCCCUUCAACUGAAAAAAUCGAGCGUAAAGUUUCAUCGGCAAUUUUGGUGGCCACCUCCGCCACAGGAGCGGUGCUGCCGUUUCUUCCCUACGACAUGAUAGGUAAAAACCGAGUACCCACCAUAUUCUUUAAGGGCCAUCCCUCUACCUUUCACGCUUUCAUCAUCUCAAUUAUGUUCGCCUUCUCUGGCUCCUUCAGCUCGUUGUUUCUCCCCAACAGGCCGAAGAUGGCAAGGAUUUGCCGGUUUUAUUCUAUGGUUGCGGCGGUGUCCGCACUUUUAAUUCUGCUGUUUGCCAUAUCUUCAAGCUUAUAG
Ilex paraguariensis (yerba mate) is the source of this 372-nucleotide messenger RNA. The record is from the annotation of a GenBank genome assembly. Lineage: Eukaryota; Viridiplantae; Streptophyta; Magnoliopsida; Aquifoliales; Aquifoliaceae.